Molecule: messenger RNA, 3240 nt
Organism: Malus domestica (apple)
Lineage: Eukaryota; Viridiplantae; Streptophyta; Magnoliopsida; Rosales; Rosaceae
Product: cation/H(+) antiporter 15-like
Biological process (GO): regulation of pH; proton transmembrane transport
Cellular component (GO): endomembrane system; membrane
Molecular function (GO): antiporter activity
Source: RefSeq, a predicted model, not a curated record
AUGGGAUCAAAAGCUCAUUGUCUACCAUUUGAACAGAAUGCCUCCAAAGGCAUUUGGGCAGGAGAUAAUCCUUUAGAUUAUCCGUAUCCUCUAAGUCUGGCGCAAAUCAUCCUCGUCGUUCUCACCUCUACACUGCUUUAUUGUUUUCUAAGACCCUUGGGACAAACCAGAUAUGUCUGCAAUCUCCUGGCUGGCAUUAUCUUGGGGCCUUCCCUGUUAGGGUACAACAAGGCAUUCAAGGACAAAAUACUUUUCGGAGUAAAAGAGGUUCCAUUGUUUGAAACAAUUGCUCAUCUCGGCGUAAUAUACUCCUUAUUCCUAGCCACGGUAAAAUUUGAUGUAAACAUGGUCAAAAGGAUGGCGAAGAAGGCCUGGAAGAUUGGUCUAGUGACAUUUCUCUUUCCAUCAGCAAUCACCUCAAGCACUGUUUUCACGAUAGGCCGAACCAUUCCUGGAAUCAAAGGAGGAAAGUUUUUCCUUUUCUUCGUUUCCAUUUCUUUGUCAUUCACUUAUUUUCCAGUCGUACUUGAGGCCUUGGAUGAACUCAACCUUAUGACUUCGGAGUUGGGACAACUUACUAUGUCCUCCGCGGCCAUGAAUGAAAUAGUCCAGUGGACCUUCGCAGCAGCGCAUCUUAUACACGCUCAGAAAACUAUAAACAAUGGAUUUAAGACUUGUGCUUGCUUACUGGGGAUGAUAUUCUUCACUAUUUUCGUCAUACGGCCAGUUAUAAAAUUGAUCAUCAAAGUUACACCACAAGGAAAAGAAGUCAAGGAAAGUUAUGUCAUUGCACUACAGCUUGGGGUUCUAGUUAUGUCAUUCAUAUCUGAUACCAUAGGCAUGAGGUCUACCUAUGGUCCCAUACUACUGGGAUUAGUCAUUCCAAAUGGACCGCCUCUUGGUUCAGCAAUCGUACACAAGACUGAAUACGUGGUCUCCGAAUUUCUUCUUCCAUUGUUCUUUUUCCGCAUUGGCUUUGACAUUAAUGUCUACUCCGUUGAAGAUUGGACGAGUUUUACCAAACUUCAGCUUCUGAUUGUUGUGUCAUACGUUGCAAAGAUCGUGGGAGGUACAGUGAUUGCAUGGUGCUGCAAAAUCAGAUUCAAGAAUAGUAUCUUGCUGAGCUUAAUGAUGAGUACAAAGGGUAUAAUCGAGCUUAUCGUUUAUACUCAUUGGCGGGAAUUAAAGGCCAUAGAUGACCAAUGUUUUACCCAACUGGUGUUGUCUUCUCUUGGGAUUACCAUGAUUGUAACACCAUUGGUACGAUACUUAUACAAACCUUUCGGAGCAUCCAAAUCCAUACUUCCCCGAUUCAGAAACAUCCAGUCAAUGCCAAGCAACAAGUCUGAAAUGUUUCGCCUUCUAUGUUGCGUCCACAAUGAAGAAAGUGUCCCCAAUAUCAUAACCCUCCUCGAAGCCUCAAACCCGACAGAAUCAAGCCCCAUUUGCGCCUACAUUGUUCACGCAGUCGAGCUCAUUGGUUGUGCUGCACCACUAUUACUCCCUUGCCAUAGUAAUGACAAGAGGAACAAAUUGUGCUCCAAAAACACAACCACUCAUCAAAUAAUAAGAGCCUUCGACAAGUACUCAAAAACUGCGGGUGGACCAGUCAUAAGCCAACCUUACACUAUGAUCUCGCCAUAUAAAAGCAUGCAUGAGACCCUUUUCCGUCUAGCUGAUGACAAGUUUGUGCCGUUGAUCAUCAUAACGUUUCAUGAAAACUACCAGGGUAUUGUUGGUCCAAGUAUGACCGCUGGCAUACGCCAAUUCAACGCCAAUGUGCAAUCAUACUCACCGUGUACGGUGGGGAUCCUAGUCGACAAAGGCUUGUCCUGUCGGAUGAGCUUGCCCCACUUCUCUUUCAACGUGGCUGUGUUUUUCGUUGGGGGGGCAGACGACCGCGAGGUCUUAGCCUACGCGGAACGCAUGUCUUGCAACCCCAAUGUUGGCAUCACGGUGUUCAGGAUAACACUUCAGAGUACAUCAAAAGAAGGGAAAGAAGCCGAGCUGCAGGAGGCAAAGCUGGAUGAGGCGUUGGUGAACGAUUUUAGGCUCAAAAACAUGGGGAAUCAUAUGUUGUUAUGGCGGGAAAUUGAAGUGCAUGACGGAGUACAACUUAUGGAUGCGGUUAUGAACUCGCAGGGGGAAUAUGACCUUGUCAUGGUGGGGAGACGGCAUUCAGAUAUGACAUUGAGGGACGAAGAAAUGGCAGCGUUUGUGGAGAAUGCAGAAUUGGGAGUGAUCGGCGACAUUGUUGCUUCCUCGGAUUUUUGUGGUGGGACGAGUGGUAUUAUCUUGGGGUCCUCCCUUUUUGGGGGCAAAAGGCCACUCGAGGACAAACUGUUCGCAGCCAAAGUGAACCCACUUUUUGACACAAUGGCUAUGCUCGCCGCUAUAUACUCCAUAUUUAUAGUCACAUUGAAAUAUGACUUAUCCCUCAUCAGAAGGACGGCACAAGACUCUAUUAAAGUAGGUCUUGUUGCGUCCUUUUUACCUUCUGUGGUCACCUUAAGCCUCCUCUACCUGCUAGGCAGCGCCAUUCAUGGAUUCCCUAACAGUCCCAAGGGAAAAUACUUCAAGUACUUUAUGACUGUUUUUAUAUCUUUCUCCUUUUUUCCGGUCAUAGCUCAGGCCCUGGAUGAUCUCAGCCUUAUGACUUCUGAGUUGGGCCAAUUCGCCAUGUCCACCGCCAUUGUCAACGAUGUGAUCCAAUGGACCUUAACAACAUUUUAUCUCAUAAUGAUGCAACAAAAUAUAUCAAGCCAUGGAGUUCAGGGUUUUCUUACCUUCUUGGCAUUGAUAAUCUUUGCUGUCUAUAUCAUACGCCCCAUUAUCCUGUGGAUUAUCAGCAAUACCCCAGACGGAGAGGAAGUAAAGGAAGUUUACGUAGUUGCGAUACAACUUGGGGUUUUAGUCAUGGCAUUUAUCUGUGACUCCUUAGGCGCAACGGCUACUAUGGGUGCUGUAAUUCUAGGGUUAGUCAUACCAGAAGGACCGCCUCUUGGAACAACAUUAGUCCACAAGACUGAAACCUUGGUCUCCGAAUUUCUUCUGCCAAUGUUCUUUUUUCGCAUUGGCUACAGCGUAGAUGUGUAUUCGAUUAGUGAUUGGGUGAGCUUUUCUGAACUUCAGAUUCUUAUUACCGUGUCGUAUUUUACGAAGAUUGUGGGAAUUACGGCAGCUGCAUUGUGGUGCAAAUUUGGGUUGAAGAAUAGUUUAAUGCUUAGAAGAAUAGUUUAA